UGCAAAGCUCGACGACGAUCAUGGCAGCCAGACAAGUUCCAAUGAUGGAUGAGACGAAGACUGACACUGAACAAGACGAAAGUCUUCCUGCUGCCAUAAAAAUGAAGAUAUCGGACAGUGAAACUAGUGAAAUCAUUUUGGGCAACGAAAACAUAACUGGGACUCGGGUGAAAGUCAUUGGACGCAUUGAAAACAUCCGGACCACCAAGGCAUUUACAUUCGUCUAUCUCGCAGACACCCGCGCGACCCUCUUAUGUGUAUUUUCUGAUCAGCAAAAUGAGACCGCUAGAAUCUCACUUCAAAAACAAGCGACACUAGAAGUCUACGGAGAGAUGAGAGAAGUUCCACCGAAAAACAAAGCCCCAGGAGACAGGGAAUUACACGUCGACUUUUAUUCAACCAUUGGAAAAGCACCCGGUGGAUCAGAAGCUUUCAGCAACGUAGUCCCCGAGUCUGCCAACCAGGCAACGCUACCAGAUUUCCGGCACCUUGUUCUGCGAAGACCAGAAGAGGCAACUGUUAUGAAGUCACGUGCUGCAGCUUUAGAUACCUUCCGACAAUACUACAAAGCCCAUGACAUGAGAGAGUCCACGGCUCCAUCUUUCGUCCAAACUCAAGUUGGAGGAGGUUCGCUCUUUAGUCUUCAAUACUAUGGUCAGACUGCGUACCUGACGCAGACGUCACAACUGUAUCUCGAGACACAACUUCCCAUUCUUGGGGAUUGCUACGCCAUUCAAUCAUCGUUUCGAGCUGAGAACGCUCAUACCCGACUUCAUUUGUCGGAGUACACUCACGUUGAAGCAGAGCUUGAUUUUAUUGUAUUCGAAGAUCUGUUGCAACAUAUUGAGAAUGUUAUAUGUGGUGUCAUCGAUAUGUUACUGGCGGAUCCAGAAAGCGCGGCAUACAUUCAGACCCUCCACCCUGCUUUCAAAAGCCCAGCCCGUCCAUUUACGCGCAUGAGAUACUCCGAAGCAAUUGAAUGGCUCAACGAACACGGUAUCAUGGCUGAUGAAGGAGAACCGCACACUUUUGGUGUUGAUAUUGCAGAAGCUGCGGAAAGAGCUAUGACGAAUCGAAUUGGUGAACCCAUCAUACUUACUCACUUCCCCGUCCACCUCAAAGCUUUUUACAUGAAGAAAGAUGCAUCCGAUCCUCGAGUUACCGAGAGUGUUGAUGUACUUGUUCCAGGCGUAGGUGAAGUUGUGGGCGGAGGGAUGAGAAUUGAGGAUUAUGAGGAACUUUUUUCCGUCAUGAAGAACAACAAGUGGGAUUUGGCAUCAUAUUCAUUUUAUGCUGAUCAACGGAAGUGAGUUAGAGUUCUGCUUCAGAGAUACUUGGAUUGGGGCUAAUAUUUGUAAUCAGGUAUGGAAGCACUCCUCAUGGUGGUUAUGGAUUAGGUCUUGAGAGAUUCCUAGCUUGGAUUCUUCAUCGUCAUACUGUGCGUGAAUGUAUCCCCUUUCCGAGAUAUCCUGGAAAAUGGUAAGUCAAUUAUACUUGUAUUUGGGUCAUUUGGAAAUUGAUACUGACGAGCUAUAGCACCCCGUGAUUGUCACCAAUAGUUUUCUGUGCCCGUCCACCUUAGACGAGCUGGCAAUAUAAGGUUAUCAAUUGGGGGCCCGUUAUUUGCAGUAAUUACACGUCGUUAUUUGUAGUCAUGUUUGAAACUCUGCGCUAUCUUCAAGGCUUAGCUUGUUAUUUAGUCGAUUUCGGAGUUUUCUUUGCCCAGCCAUCUCAAAAUAAGGCUGAGUUCGUAUCGGAAUUACGAAAUUGGUGGAAAAUGUACUAGGAAUCUUGAAUUAUCGGAAAUAUGAACUGGCAAUACGUAGCCACAGC
Molecule: messenger RNA, 1833 nt
Organism: Hymenoscyphus albidus
Lineage: Eukaryota; Fungi; Ascomycota; Leotiomycetes; Helotiales; Helotiaceae
Source: the annotation of a GenBank genome assembly